UUGAGGGGGAAUGUUGAUUUGCAUGUGAUUACGCAACAUGCUAUUGUUGCUAUGUUAGGUGGAAGGGAGAAUUCGGGUUAGCUUUCAGUCGCGGUCAUCACACCAUACAGACCAGAAGCAUUUUUCCGCUUACGAUCAGCCACUACAUACUUACGUCCAUGGAUGCCAACGCGCAGGCCGAGUGCAGUAACCCUAACCCCAAUGCAGCAUUGGUGAAUCUGGACUUUGUUGCCACAGUCCUAGAUUCUAAAUUGGAAAAACUGAAACGAGAAUUAACCGAAGAAUCCAGUCUGCAGCUCGACGCUGCAGUAAAGCGUGCUAAGACAAACUCUAAAACCUUAAAGAAAAAAGGCUGUCAGCGCCAAUUCGAUCACAACGAAGACGUGCGUGGAAAAAUUGAAGAAGCCACCAAAUCUAUCGACAACGGAAAGUUCCAGAGGGCAAAGGACAUUCUUUCAGAAGGUAUCGAGCUUAUUGACAAACGUCAAAAAAUCCUGAAAAUAGCAGAUAGCCAUGGCUGGGAUACUGUUAACUGCUAUAUUUCUGAUGAUCUCGCUAGCGACUCGGAAGACGACAAGCGUCUUUCUAAGGCCGUUCGAGAAGCCGGCUACAAACGACGCGAAAAGGAGCGACAGCGCAGUAAGCGUCCCACCAGAGGUCGUCCCAAUUUUCGUCCCUUCACAUCAGCUACUGUAUCAUAG
Lytechinus variegatus (green sea urchin) is the source of this 701-nucleotide messenger RNA. RefSeq lists its product as uncharacterized. Lineage: Eukaryota; Metazoa; Echinodermata; Echinoidea; Temnopleuroida; Toxopneustidae. Bases 159 to 701 code for a protein of 180 amino acids. The record is from RefSeq and is a predicted model, not a curated record. The transcript has a single exon.